CCCCAAGGAGAGGACGUAAACCACAGCUGGGUGGGAAUAGUCCAGCUGAUGUUCCAAGUCGGCAACUGCCUGUGGCUCCUGCCCUGCCAGCCCUGUCGAUCGCAGAGUGUGAUUGCGGUUGAAGGUCCGCAGCUGGAGGCCAUGGCAUGGGGCAAUGGAGGCCAGAAGCACGGAGGAAUCGGAUCAGGGCACAAGUACACAAAGCAGGACGACCGCACUAAGCAAUGGAGACUACCAGCCAGAUCGCUCGCGUGACGCUUGGGUGCAUGCGUCACUAGACCGAGCCACUGCCAUGAAUGAGAAGGUCAUGCAACGUCAGGCUGAACGAGCUCAGAAGGCGGAGCAGAAGGCGGAGCGGAAAAGCUUCCGGGCGUCAGUGACGGACUGACAUGCUCGGCAUCAAGAGCAGCAAGCCAGAGAAGAAGAGUGAGGAAGUGCGACGUCCCAUCAAUGUAAAGGCCGGCAAAUCAAUUACACCGUUUAGUUUCUUGAAGUUUGCAAGAGGUCGUCUGUUGAAACCCACCGUAAGCAACGAGUCAAGCAGUAAUCAGAGUAGCAGUGGAAGUUCAGAGGAAUCGAUGACCAUCAGCUUCAAAGACUUUCGCAAAGCGUGGGCAAACAUGCGCAAAAACAACUCGCCAAAGCAAGAUAAGACGACAGAGCAGUUGAAGAUGAUGAUCCCGAUGAUGCAGCAGAUGAUGGGCCAGAGCAAGGGUGGCGGCUUCGGGGACCAGGACGAGAUAAUGAAACUCAUGCAAGGUGAAGACCCCGAGAAGGAGGAGAUGACCAACAUGAUGCAGACCAUGCUGCAGAACAUGCUGAAGAUGAAAAACAAGAAAACUCAAAGAAACAAUGCUAUGUAUAACAUGAUGCAGAUGAUGAUCCAAGCCAUGAGCGGCAGCAGCGGGUCAGCGGAAGAAAGCCCAAUGACGCAAAUGAUGCGAGCAAUGACCCACACGAAAGCGCAGACCAAGCCGAAGAAAUUGAUCUUGGAAGCUGCGCCGGUGGACGGAGACCACCCAAAGACGGACGUACCGCAGGAGAUCAAGGAUGCCGCGAAGAAGUUCGUUCCCUCCAUCGUCCUUGACAGCAUGUCAGAAGACCGGGAAAAAUGGAUCAAGGAAUUCUUUGCCAUGGAAGGUGCAACGCAGGCCAAAUUGAACGAGCUCCUAACCCUCAACUCGCUGAGCGCAACAAUGGGCCUGGACAAGGCCACCAAGGUCCGGCAGCUGAUCGCAGCAGUGGAACCAUGAAGCCGCAAUGAUUAUGAAGACGCUCCUGGGAUGCCUGCGGCGCCGGUGCCGCAAAACAGUGAGGUUCACAGCAGUGAUUUGGCUUCCUCGCGCGUUCGCGUGCGAUGCGCUGAUGGCGCUCUUCCGUAUAAUCCCGUGGUUGCCAGAGUACGGGGUUCGAGCUAUCGCGUUUUUGCUGUGCAUCUCGCAUGUGUUGCUGCCCUAUACGUAUGGGCGGGUGCAGCAGCAGCAACAGCAGCGACAUGUUUAUGCUCCUCCCAGUCCUUCUUCUUGGAAAUCGUGCCAGUCACGACGCUAAGCGUAGAAGUGCACUCUGACGUCAUAAGUCUGGGCAGCCUGUUCUUCAUGCGCGUCGGUAUACUCUUUGGCCAGUUCUUCCUUUGCCUGCCAGUUCUCUCUUCCUGCUUAUUGUGCUUCUUCUUCUUCGGACUUCUAUGACAUGCCGGAAGGCGUGUAGGCCCCAAGGUGAGGACGCUAACCACAGUUGGAUGGGAAUAGUCCGGCUGCCGUUCCAAGUCGGCAAGGGCACCGCACGAGG
Prorocentrum cordatum is the source of this 1791-nucleotide messenger RNA. The record is from the annotation of a GenBank genome assembly. NCBI's taxonomy places the organism in Eukaryota, Dinophyceae, Prorocentrales, Prorocentraceae.